Molecule: messenger RNA, 1331 nt
Organism: Spirodela intermedia
Lineage: Eukaryota; Viridiplantae; Streptophyta; Magnoliopsida; Alismatales; Araceae
Source: the annotation of a GenBank genome assembly
AUGGGAAGGCACAGGAGAGGGAUCAGGAAGGCGACGAUCAUGGAGAUCCAACAGGUCGUCGGAGUCCAGACGAGAGCGAGGGUGCUGGCUCUGGCGGCGGAGAAGGCGGGCGCCGCCGCCGGUUCGAUGGGGAGGAAAGCCGGGGCCGGCGGAUUGCAGAUCUCCUGCCUCCAAUUGCGCAGCCACAGGCUCUCUGAGACGCUUGGGAGGAAGAACAGAGCUGCUGGCAAGAGGGGGAUGGUGGCGGAUGGUGCUGCGGCAGCUGCAUCUAGACUGGCAACUGGUGGCGGAAAUUCAGUGGCGGGGGGGUUUUGUCUAGGCGGUGGUGGCGCUGACUGUGGUGGCUGCGUCUCCGACUGCUCGAGCAAUGCGUCCUGCGAAUCGGUUGUAGCUGCGGCGGAGCGCAAGAAUGGGAGAACCAGAUCUGGUUGUCUCGCGUCGGAGGUGACUGUGGAAACGGAACUUUAUCUACGUACACAGCGUUGUGUAGCGUGUAGCGUGUUGUGUGGAGAGGAUGACGACGGAGCCUCUGCCUGUUUCUUCGUCUGUCUGUCUGCAUUGUUAUCCUCGUUUCUUAGAAUUUCGUUUAUUCGACGUUGGCAGGACGGGGACGCCGCCGCCACCGCCACCGCCACCGCCACCGCCACCGCCACCGCCACCGCCACCGCCACCGCCACAGCCGGUUGUGAUUACGAUGGGGAGCUCGAGAGGUAACGUGAUUUGUUUUACUAUCGUCCUUUCUUGUACCGUCUUUCGAAGUUUGGUGUUAAAUUUCCGCCAUCCUGAAAACUCUGUCGUACAACUGAAAUUUCCGAGGUCAGUAGGGCGCCGAUCUCCGUGCUUUUCACCCCUUCUACCCCACCUAUUCUUUCUUACGAUUUGAUAUUUUUCGCCAAAAGAAGCCUCGCAAUCAUGCAUAUGGCCCUACUUUUGGAGCAGAUGGAAGGAGAAAACGUCCAUGUCGUCGUCAGAAGAAACGGAAUCUUCGGCGAGACCCACGGAAUGGGGCAAGCCAUCCCCCCGGGCAUCGACAAGGCCGUUUGGGGAGUCUCUCCCGAGCUCCCCACUGCCGCCAUCGGAGACCGAGAUGGAGGAGUUCUUCCUCGUAGCGGAGAGGCAGGAGCGGAAGCGCUUUGCCGACAAGUAAGUAGCCUCCGUCAUAUAUCUCUGCAACCACCCCCCGUCUUCGAAGUUGGCUCUUGGUUGGUUGACCCUUAUUCUUCCUCCCUCCCCCUCCUCGUCGUUCGACCAAUGGCGGCAGGUACAACUACGACGUGGUGAAGGACGUGCCGAUGGAGGGCAGGUACAAGUGGUUCCCGAUCCUUUCCUGA